GAAGUGGGUGUACGAAUCCAACUGUCAAACAGUUCUAUUAACAUUGUAAUACUUCCGAAAGUACUCCUGCUGUUACCGUUUACUGUCAUUGUCACACGUCGACAACAAGUUAACAGCAAACUAAGAGACUUCCAUGCUAGCCGAAUAUGAUUUCAGAGACGCUAUGACAUUGGCAGGUGGUGAUAAUUGACCAACCUAACCAACGCACCAGUCAAACAGCAAGAAGCAGGUAAACUGCUUCUUAGAAAGGAGGUGAGCAGGGGGGAGGGCCACCCAGCAGAUAGGAGGCAUGCCUGUGGAAGGUGGAAGCAUCAGCGGCUCUGCUUCAGCUGCCCGUCACCCCAAGCACAAGCACAAGGCUCACAGUUUAUCUAGCCGGCACACCAACAGCACAGAGGAAAGGCUACCAGGGUUCCAAAGAGGAGACAUGCUGGAGGGACAGGACUCCAGACUGCCCCUGCCUGUACGGAACAAUCUUCUUGACCUUUUUGGGCAGAUUGAGCGCGAGUUUGAAAAUUUAUACAUAGAAAACCUUGAAUUGCGCCGUGAAAUCGACUCACUAAAUGAACGUCUGACUGCAGAUGGGCAGAGUACUGAGGGAGGCGACCUCAUCAAAGGAGCCCUGAAAACAAAAGCCAGCCACAGCACCAGCCACAGCACCAGCCAGCUGUCACAGAAGCUGAAGACGACCUACAAAGCCUCCACCAGCAAGAUUGUGUCCAGUUUCAAAGCCACCACAGGGUCCCGGGCUGUGUGCCAGCUGAUCAAGGAGUAUGUGGGCCACAGGGACGGAAUCUGGGACCUCAGCGUCACCCAGACUCAGCCAGUGGUCCUGGGCACAGCCUCUGCAGACCGCUCAGCUCUGCUGUGGAGCAUAGAGACUGGCCAGUGUCUGCUGAGGUAUGCUGGCCAUGCAGGAUCAGUCAACUCCAUCAAGUUCCACCCCACAGAGCAGAUGGCCCUCACAGCCUCUGGGGACCAGACAGCUCACAUCUGGCGUUACUUGGUGCAGCUUCCUGCCCCACAGCCACUGUCAGAUGUCAAUGUGCCAUGUGAUGAUGACCAGGACGUGUCAGAUAGAGAGGAAGGCGAGGUGGAUGGCGAGGGCCCUUGUGAGGUCCCCACCAUUCGGGUCGCUACAGCAACCCUGAAGAGCCACCAGGGUGUAGUGAUUGCAGGCGAUUGGUUGGUCGGAGGCCGGCAAGUGGUGACAGCUUCCUGGGAUCGUGCUGCCAACCUGUAUGAGGUGGAGACAUCCGAACUGGUUCACACGCUCACUGGACAUGACCAGGAGCUGACCCACUGCUGUACCCACCCGACCCAGCGGCUGGUUGUCACUGCAUCCAGAGACACUACUUUCAGGCUGUGGGACUUCAGAGACCCAUCCAUCCACUCUGUCAAUGUCUUCCAGGGACACACUGACACUGUGACGGCAGCAGUGUUCACGGUUGGCGACAACGUGGUUUCAGGGAGUGACGACCGCACGGUCAAGGUGUGGGAUUUGAAGAACAUGAGGUCGCCUAUAGCAACCAUCCGCACGGACUCAGCUGUGAACAGGAUAAGCGUCUCUACUAACCAGAGGAUCAUCGCCCUGCCGCAUGACAAUCGACUAGUCCGACUGUUUGACAUGAACGGAAUGAGGCUGGCCAGACUUCCACGCAGCAACAGAAUGGGACACAGGCGUAUGGUGUGUUGUACAGCGUGGAACGAUGAGAACCAAUUGUGCAACCUGUUCACCUGCGGCUUCGACCGACAGGCCAUCAGCUGGAACAUCAACAUCCCUGCACUGCUGCAGGAGAAAUGAUGCCACUGACACACACAAACACACAUAAUAACACAUGGUGAAACAGGAAGACUCAUCAAAAUCCAUCCAUAUAGGUAUAUACAAUACUGUACAACUAAACACUGUAAUCUGUGGCCUCAUACAUGCUAAUAUGAUUAUUUAUCCUGUGAAACAGUUGAGUUUCAGCACAUUCCAGCAGCUGAGCUGAAUGUGUGACAAUGGUAUUUAUUAUCACAUUUACUGUAUGUUACUUUUGCAGAUGCAGCUGUUUGCUACACUGUUGGGUAAGAACAUAUACACCCAGACGAGUUAUUCUGCCAUGUGCAGCUGAAGCCAGUGCAGUGAUUUUUUUUUUUCUUUCAGGAUAUCUCCUCUUUUUAACUUUAAAGUGUGUAUGAGGUCAUGGAGCCUGUCUACUGUAUUUGACCGUUCCACCUAUUUAGCAUGAAUUAUAACAUGGCCAGGCUGAUCUGUUCACCUGUUCUGUUUAGAUUUGACCCCCCAGCCCCAGGCUGCUGAUGUUUAGUUACUGCUGAAUGGCUGCUCUUGCAUGUAGAUAAACGUGGUUUGUGAUGUACACUUGUAAAGUUGUGAGGGAAUAGUUCUAAGGUAAAAUAUGGUAUAAAGACUUUAUUUAUAAGUGAUGUUGUGACCUAACAAAGCGACCUGUGUUGCAGGUUGUUGCUUGGUAAUGAGUUAGUUUCUCACAGUUACCCACCUUUUCAGGGUGGAGCUGGAGGAGACGAUGCACUUCUGUGAAAUGUUUUAACCUGGAUUAUAUUUUUAUCAUGGAGCAAAAUGUAUCCUAAUCAGGUCUGCUAGCUGACUUGUGAUGGGAUCUGCUGUCCUGACUGAAAGUUUCCUAGAGAUUUCAGUCCUUGCUUGUUACUUUUUGAUGCUUUCAGUUCACAACCAGCCUGCAUCUUUCCAGAUGUUCUUGUCAAUAUUUCAAAAGUAUGAUGCUGUAACUCUGCCUAGUUCCACAUUUACAGUAGGAUUAAAUUUUUAUUAAGUUUUAUUCUGCCUUUCUGUCAGGAGGAAACAUAUUAAGAGUAUAGCAAUAAUGGGGAAAAGACUGCACAUAUGAAAUCUGUGAUAUACAUGAUCAUAGUGUAGUGUUUCCUGGUUAGGUCAUCAUAAUCUGCCCCCAUAUGUUCUGACUAGUGUUGCUGUAAUGUGAUUACUUCCAUUGAACUUGCUGGUUGCUGGUCAUCUCUGUGUUUCAGUAACAGUGAAUAUGAAGGAAUAGUGUUUGCACUUUGCAUCGAACCUUUAGCCUCAUAUGAACUCUCGCACCUUUUUGUUAUAGAUGAGAAGUGUGCUUUUUCCAAAAUACAGAAGCAAUAGCAAUGUUUCUGGUGCUCAGAGUGAAACCCAUUUUUUUUCUUGGAAAUCAGUUAAUAUGACUCAGAACACAGUGACUCUCAGUUCGAGACUUAAACAUUAGCUUGUGUGGAAGAGAGCUUGACCAGAAUCCAAGAAACUUUGUCACGCUUGUGCAAUACCCUAAACACAAAGUCAUGCUGUAGGUUUUGAUUGUUCAGGUGUGUAACUUAUUUCAGUGCUGUAAAUCUCAUAAAACGGUUUAUUGUACUAGUGUGACAGGUAUAAAUGUAGCUCAUUGUACAACCCAAAAGUUGGCUUCAAGACACUUUGUUGCUGUUUCUACCAACAACAGAACUAGGAUGGAUUUUGAAGUAGCUCAACCUAAAGAUUUUAAUAAACUCAUUGAGAUGCCUUACCUUAGCAAUGAAGAUGGUGCAUUAACCUUAUCCUUCUGAGCAUCGAUACCCUUUUGCAAAUGCUUGUUAAAUAACUAAUUGUGUUCCACUGCAUAGUACAGAUAGGAUUUUUAUUCCUCUUUCAUUCAGGGAACUCAAUCUUGUGCCCACUGGUUUCAGUGUCUUUUUAAUCUGCAGGUAGGGAGUCUGAUUUUUGCACCACAUAGGAAUUCUUAUUCAAAGGAAAUAUGAUUUUGGAUCGAUACAUUAAAUUACCACAUGCCAGAUUAGAGGGGUAAAAAAUGGAUAGGCUUUACUUCAUUGUAGCAAAUCAUAUUCACCUCAGACUUCAUUAUAUGAUCUACUUUGCAUACUUUAUUGUAACAAGUUUGCAAACUCUGACACUUUACAAUAAAAUGUGUGAUUUCCUUU
This is a messenger RNA of Monopterus albus (swamp eel), 3936 nucleotides long. RefSeq names its product WD repeat domain 37 (gene wdr37). Bases 290 to 1804 code for a protein of 504 amino acids. NCBI's taxonomy places the organism in Eukaryota, Metazoa, Chordata, Actinopteri, Synbranchiformes, Synbranchidae. Gene Ontology annotation, molecular function: protein binding. The transcript has 15 exons. The record is from RefSeq and is a predicted model, not a curated record.